AUGGCCUCCACAGACACCCAGUCACUUUUAGUCAAAUUCGAUAAUCAAGUGGCUGGUCAUGACACUCUAAUGAAGAUGGCCACAGACGAUCUUAUGGUCAUCAAACCAUGUGAAGCGAGAGAAGUUCAAUUCUAUGAAGCCUGUCAUUCUCAUCCUACCUUUUGUGGAUGGAUUCCAGAAUGUUACGGUACUUUACGAUCCUCGACGGCAUCCGAACUCCAUCUAUUGGAAACCAGCCAGGACAGUGUCACACCUAUUAUACCAACAGCUGAAGAACAACCUGAUGCCAAACUUCCCGAUGAUAUCCUUUCCCUUGCUUUAAUUGCUCAUGUCAAUCAACCAUCAUAUCCAUCCAUUUAUCCUUGA
Molecule: messenger RNA, 366 nt
Organism: Phycomyces blakesleeanus NRRL 1555(-)
Lineage: Eukaryota; Fungi; Mucoromycota; Mucoromycetes; Mucorales; Phycomycetaceae
Exons: 1
Coding region: 1-366 (121 amino acids)
Source: RefSeq, a predicted model, not a curated record